Ananas comosus (pineapple) is the source of this 2474-nucleotide messenger RNA. RefSeq names its product zinc finger CCCH domain-containing protein 18-like. The transcript is spliced from 8 exons. The record is from RefSeq and is a predicted model, not a curated record. The coding region runs from base 172 to 1662 and encodes 496 amino acids. NCBI's taxonomy places the organism in Eukaryota, Viridiplantae, Streptophyta, Magnoliopsida, Poales, Bromeliaceae. Gene Ontology annotation, molecular function: metal ion binding; RNA binding.
UAUAUAUAAUAGUGGCCUCGAUUUGAACACAGUUUUUUGCUCUCUCUUCUUGGUGUGUGUUAUCUCCUCUUCUUCUGCUUUGGAAGGAUGAUGAUGAGAGACUAAUAAAAGACUCCCUAAACACUCUACAGGAGAAGGAGAAGGAGAAGAAGAAGAAGAAGAGAACCAGAAAUGGAAGUGAGCGAUUUUACUAGCAUUGUUUUUAACAAGAUUCGGAAAUACGACCCAGAAAAUGCGUUCAAGGUCAUCGGCUACCUCUACCUGCGCUGCACCACCACUCAAGAACUCGUGGACUAUGCGUUCGGGACCGACGCCCACAUCCUCUCCCUGAUCAACGAAGCCAAAUCUUUCCUCCCGACCAUCGCUUUCCCGAUUCUUCAGCAGCUGCAGCAGCAGCCCGCUCCCGAUUUCACGCUCCCCCCUGCAGCAGCUCUCUCCCGGAGCUUCUCUUCGCCGUCGUCGACCUUCCGUUACUGGGAUCACAGUCCUCCUCCUCCUCCUGCCUUUCAGGACCAGCACGAAUCAUCGCUGAAUUCUUUCUACCCUUCCUCCGUCUGUCCUGAAUUCCGGGCUGAAUUGCAGGCUGCCAAAGCCUGCCAGUACUACCACAAGGGGUUCUGCAAGCACGGCGACAAGUGCUGGUACUUGCACGGCGGUCAUCCGAGCUCGAACGAGUUCGGCGGCGGCGGCGGCGGCAACGAGGAAGUGUUUGAUAGGCUGGAGGCGGAGAUUCGGGAGCUGCUCAAGGAGAGGGUCGGACAGCCGCUCUCGAUUGCCUCGUUGCCGACGCUGUACCUCGCGAGGUACGGGAAGGUGCUGCAGGCCGAGGGAUACCUUACCGAGAGCCAGCGGCACGGGAAGUCCGGCUUUAGCCUGACCAAGUUGCUCGCCCGCCUGAACAACGGCAUUCGGCUCAUUCAUGGUCAAAAUGGGCAGCAUUUGGUAAUCCUCGCAGAAGAUGCGCACAAAUACAUCGAGAAUAAGAGCGACAGAUAUCACCAGGGCGGAGUAAAUGCCAGCUCUAAUCAAAUUUAUCUCACAUUCCCUGCCGAGAGCACAUUCACCGACGACGAUGUCGAAAACUACUUCAAGCAGUACGGACUGGUUCAUGACGUUAGAAUUCCUCAUCAGGAGAAGCGCAUGUUCGGUUUUGUGAGUUUCGUGUACCCCGAGACGGUCAGAUGCAUCUUAGCAAAAGGGAAUCCUCACUACAUAUGUGGCUCGCGAGUAUUGGUCAAGCCCUACAAGGAAAAGUCGAAGCUGAUCGACAGGAAGAAUGCCGAAAAGACCAUGUUUUCAAGCAACAGCCUUUCCAGAUUCUACGAAAUGGAUCAGAACCCGAAUACGACAUCAAGGCUGUGUCACUAUUCUGAGAUUUUCAAAAAGCAGUCGAUAGAAGAGCGUGAGUAUGAAAUUGAAUCGAAACACCCUUUUGAUCUGCAACUGACUCCGAACAAACCGACACAAGAACUCUUCUUUGGCGGUGGAAUGGACGAUCUGAAUUACAUUGAAGAUCGUUUCAGCAAUCUCUCGAUUGUUCCAAAGAAUCCGGACGGUGGCGGCAAAAAUGAUGACACUACAAGGCAGAUGAGCAACAACCGCAGCGAUAAAAAUAGUGCUGAAAUCGAUCUUCCAGAGUCUCCGUUUGCGUCGCCUCUUUAGGAAGUGGAGGAAAAGAGCAAGUUAAACAUCACAAGAAGUACAUAUAGAGGUAUAUUAAUAGUAAGCGACUAGAGAUAUCGGUGCGGAAAAGUUUCGUUCUACUUCGGCAACUGGUAAUUUUCUUUACAAGCUUUUAUUUAUACGACCUCAAGUACAGGUGGGAUCACCUUCCCUUUUAGACAUUGUAAAGGUCGCGAAAACGACGAACAAACUACACAAAACAUAGCGGUAGGUUUCACUACUUUGAAUCACAGAGACAAACUUUUCUUGUGGGUACAAAGAGAUAAAUACAAGUACAGUGGUAACUCUAUUCGAAGAAUUAAAAUAACCCGAACUUCGUUUAGAUUAGGUGUUAAACGAAAGUCAUUAGUCCGUUUCCUUUUCUCCUCUUAGUUUUUAAUUCCCUGAAACAUUACCUGUACAUAUUUUACAAAUAACUUUACGCUCAUUAUACCGAAAUGGUUGGUGAGAUUGUUUCGAUUCGGAUAAUAGUGAAUUAUGUAAGUGCUAAUGUUGUCAUCUGUGGGCCAUCAUAUAUCUGAUUGUGUUUCAGUUUAUGGUUACCACAGCUCAUUUGUAUCUACACCUAAUCUUUUUCCAUAUUAGACCUCUGUCAUUGGAGUACAAUUUCUUCUUUUUUUUUUUAAUGGCUUUCUUGUUGUGUGAUUGGGUUGUUCAAUGUAUUUGUUGGACUGAAGUUUGAUACCAGCAAUUUAGAAUUGCUAGAAAUGCUUGUCUGAGUUGUUUGGACAUUAGAAUCCCAAAAUGUUGUUAAUUUAUGGAGGGAAGUGCUACCCCUUUUGUUGUGCUAA